GAAUGUAUUAAUUAUGUAUGGAAAUCUAUUUACUUAAAAACAGUUUUGAAGUAAUUUAAUUUGGUUUCGACAAGUGAACAAAAUUACUAUAUUUCUUUUCUUGGGUCGUAACGUGUACAACAUACCAAACAAUACACACACACACACAAAUAUAUCCAUACAUGCAUUCAUGUAAACAUACUGUCAAUAAAGAAAAAUCUUGUUACCAAAAACAUUAACUAUUAUUACUAAAAGCAUAACAAAAAGUAUCUAUGCCAACGUCAUCGGUUUACCACGAAAAGCAAAUGAGGCAACUGUGUGCCUUACAUGCACUCAACAAUCUCUUUCAAGGCGAUCAAUCUUAUACCAAAGAGGAGCUGGAUGAUAUAUGCAACAACCUGAGUCCAAAUGUAUGGAUUAAUCCACAUCGCUCUGUGCUGGGGCUUGGAAACUAUGAUAUUAACGUUAUAAUGACUGCGCUGCAAAAACGGAACUGUGAAGCCAUUUGGUUUGAUAAGCGGAAGGACCCUUCCAUUAUAGACCUGGACUCAAUUGUUGGCUUCAUCCUGAACAUUCCAUCUGAUUAUAAAUUCGGAAUAAUAACUUUACCAUUGCGCAGGCGACACUGGAUAGCUGUGCGACGCAUUGGGAACUCCUACUACAAUUUGGACUCGAAACUUCGGCAGCCGGAACUGCUCGGUAAUGAGGCGGAUAUGCUGCAGUUUUUACGGGAACAGCUCUCCGAUGAGAUACAGCAGCGGGAACUGUUUCUGGUACUCGAGCAGCGAGAUGGCGAGGAAAACGGUCAGCGUUGGAUCAAGCAGACCUCGAGAAAUGCCGUUGUCUGACCAGAACAGCCCGCUGUCUACUCUAGUCAAUAUAGGACCUAUGCUGAAGAGAUUAUUAAAGCUCAAUCAAAAAUUUACUGUGUGAAAAGUAAGGGAAAUAACUCAUUCUUUCACAAUUUACAUAUAGUUAAUGGCAAAGGUACAAUUUGUAUUUGAUCAAUGUUCACGGUCAAUCGAAGAUGUUUUAGAUUAAUGCAAUUCUUUUUUUUUGUGUAAUAUAAAUCUACGGAGUUGGAGUAUUGUGGAUUAAGGCAAGAACGGAUUAUCAAGUAUAUAAUGACAAUUGUUUGAUUGAGCUUGGCUUAAGCUAAAUAAACUUGUAUACAAAUUCAU
Messenger RNA from Drosophila hydei, 1160 nucleotides. RefSeq names its product josephin-like protein (gene Josd). Gene Ontology annotation, molecular function: cysteine-type deubiquitinase activity. The coding region runs from base 252 to 827 and encodes 191 amino acids. NCBI's taxonomy places the organism in Eukaryota, Metazoa, Arthropoda, Insecta, Diptera, Drosophilidae. The transcript has 2 exons. The record is from RefSeq and is a predicted model, not a curated record. Gene Ontology annotation, biological process: protein deubiquitination.